AUGACGUCUCAAUCUGCGCCGCACUAUGACAUUGUCAUCGUGGGUGCUGGUCCUGUUGGCUUGAUGUUGUCAACUCUUCUCGCAAGAUGGGGCUACAAGAUCAGGCACAUUGAUAACCGACCAGAGCCGACACCCACGGGCCGUGCCGAUGGUAUCCAGCCACGUUCUCUCGAUCUUCUGCGCAAUAUGGGUCUGAAGCCCGCCAUCAUGGCUCACCAGCCAGCUCGCGUGUAUGAGGUUGCUUUCUGGGACCCACCCAAGAGCGGCGACGGCAUUGAGCGCACGGGAACAUGGGCCAGCUGCCCCAGCUUCAUAGAUGCCCGGUACCCUUUCACAACCCUUCUUCACCAAGGACUCAUCGAGCGCGUCUUCAUAUCGGAUCUUGAGAAGCACAACGUUUCCAUCUUGCGGCCGUGGACGAUCAAAGGCUUCCACUCCGACGAGGCACAGAAUCCCGAAUACCCCGUUGAGGUCCAACUCGAGCACGUCGAUGGCUCUGCGCAGGAGACCGUCCGGGCCAAGUAUCUGUUUGGCGGCGAAGGUGCACGGUCAUUUAUUCGCCAGAAGCUGGGCAUCCAGGUCCGCCACAAGGACCCAAUUUCCUAUGUGUGGGGCGUCAUGGACGGAGUUGUUAAGACCGACUUCCCGGACAUCAAGGCGAGUCUCCGUGCAAGGUUUGUUCUGGACACUGAUGGGACGCCCUUGCUAAUCCUGCCCUCCUCGAAUACAGAUGAAGUGCACCAUCCACUCACGGGACGGCUCCAUCAUGGUCAUUCCGCGUGA
Sporothrix schenckii 1099-18 is the source of this 783-nucleotide messenger RNA. RefSeq lists its product as uncharacterized. NCBI's taxonomy places the organism in Eukaryota, Fungi, Ascomycota, Sordariomycetes, Ophiostomatales, Ophiostomataceae. The record is from RefSeq and is a predicted model, not a curated record. The coding region runs from base 1 to 783 and encodes 260 amino acids. Gene Ontology annotation, molecular function: FAD binding. The transcript has 2 exons.